UAAAGCGGAAAUAAAUUUCAAACAACAAUGCCUCAUCGUUUUUAAUAAAUUCCUCCAGACAAAAGUUUAGUCGCAUAUUUGCAAAUAUGGCAAAGUCUUUUUCUGGAACAAUGCAAGCGAUCAUAUUACUUUGUUGUUGGCUCGCCCAAAUCAGACCUGUGGUGAAUUCUGCAACGAUUCCAACGACACAAUUGCCAUCCACUGGAUUGCCUAAGGAUUACCCACAUUACUAUGAAUACAACUGUUUUACGAAUGGCGAACUUUUAACAAAUAUUCCGAAUAUCCGAGACUACCCGAUUGGACUGCAAAUUUCCGACCAUGCUCUUCAUCAAGUAAUGAGCCGCAUUUUUGCGAUUGUCCUACGUGAGAAACUCAAUUACCGUAAUGUGUCGCUGGUGCCGUUCAAAUAUACAACAAAUGUUUCACAAAUUAAAUUUGAAGAAAAUUAUUAUCGCAAUAUUUUUAAACAGUUGAAAUAUCCACCAUAUUCCAACUUGACCAUGAUAAAUGUGGCUAUUUGGAUGCCUCCAACAGUUGGCUCAACUGUGCUAGAUACCAUACUUGAGGCGGGCACAUCAAUAACACCAGGACGCUUCGGUUGGUUUGUGCCCAGAGAACAAGUCAAUAUGCCGUUAGAGCUCGCAGUCUACAGUCUACAUUACACUGUCUUUCUUAAUCACACACAUAACGAUUACGGACGUUAUGUAAUACCAGCGGAAAUAUUAACUGAACUGCGCCUGGGCAAAGAUUAUGAGGAGUACAUAAGUCCACAAUGCAAGGAGAAGACAUGUGUCACCUUGCUGGCGGAACACAAGCCAGAUACGGCAUUUGUCAUGCAUCAUAUACAAAAGACAGCGAGUUUCGUUAAUAUACUCUGGCUGGGCGCUGAUUUUCGCACAAAAAUUCGUCAACUCUAUGAAAAAUAUCAAAGUGUUGCGCUGUAUUCUAAGCGUUUCAUUGUGCUCCACUGGACACCUUCGAUUAUCAUCGAUGGCGAUAUUGAAUUCUACCAAAUUACGCUCCCUCGUUGUGAGGAUUUGCAAGUACUACAAAUGACAGCGUGUAAAUAUGAGCUUAUGCCUGUGCUCAAAUACUAUGAUGAGCGUUUGUCCAGGAACGAGGAGCGCUUGGUGUCCACUUUGCGUGAAUUUCAAAUAGACGAUCAUAUGCUCCACCAAAUACAAUUGAGUACACAUUGGCUGCAUAACCAUAGGAAUGUUGAGGAUAUCUACAAUCAAAUAGCUUGUGAAUGGUUAAAAUCGAACGAACAUAGUUACACCCAAUGGACAAGCGUUAAGUCAGCUAUUAAUUUGUUCAUUGGUGGCAUUUUGCCUUUAACGGAUUUUAGUCGUGGUCAUCAGAAUCUGGAGAGUGUAGUAAAGAAAGCAGUUGAUGCUGUAAAUCAUAGUCAUUUGCUGAAAAACUACAAUCUGGUUGCGCAAAUCCAUGAUGGCCAAUGCAAGGCCGAUGAGGUUAUGAAGGUUUUCAUACAUUAUUUUGCACAGCCCCGGGUGCUGGGUGUGCUGGGACCAGCCUGUAGCGAAACAGUCGAACCCAUAGCGGGUAUUUCGAAGCAUACCAAUAUGGCGGUAAUUUCGUAUUCGGCGGAGGGCGCUUCAUUUGCAGAUCGCCAAACAUAUCCAUAUUUCUUUCGUACAAUCGGCUCUAAUCGCCAGUAUGAGGAUGUGUAUAUUGCAUUGAUGAAAUUUCUAGACUGGAAACGUGUGGCAGCAUUGACGGAAGAUGGUCAGAAAUACACUGAGUAUAUAUCGCAUAUGGAGGCAGCUAUGAAACAACACAAUUUGGAGUUGAUUAUCAAUAAAAAGUUCUUGAAUGAUGUGAAAGCUGCGGAAAUGAAUAAAUAUUUGUUGGAUCUCAAGCAAAAACAUGCCAAGAUCAUUAUUGCUGACAUACAUAACCGGAAUGCUGAGCUUGCGCUUUGUGAAGCCUACAAUUUGGGUAUGACUGCUUACGAUGGCUAUGUUUGGUUUCUACCUUCAUGGAUAUCCAAAGAAUGGAAAACCUUGGAUGGCACACACAACUGCACAAGUGAGCAGCUACAGAAGGCUUUCGAAGGCCACUUCAGCAUAAUGCAUUCCCCUUUUGGUGAUCUUGACGCUGUAAUGCAGGAAAACAUAACGGUACGUGAUUGGUUGCAGACACAUACGGACACCAAUGCGGUUUUAUCAAAUUAUACUGGAUAUGCUUACGAUGCUGUGUGGGCAUACGCUUAUGCGGCCUCAAAACUUCUAGCGGAGAAUGAUGAUGCCGUGAAUAAACUACGUUCCGCCAGUGUAGUGUCGCGUUUUGUAGAGCUUAUAUGGCAGACUAAUUUUACUGGUCUCUCUGGGCAAGUACAGUUCGGUCAAGGUGGUUCGCGUAUUACCGACUUGGAUAUCGUGCAGUGGCACACAACGAAAUUCAAUUUUAUUGGCAAAUAUAAGCCACAUGUGGUGGGCAGUGAUAAUAGUUUGCGAGCCGAGGGAGGCCGUUUAGUUUUGGAUGAGAGUAAGGUGGUCUGGCUUGGUGGUGGCGGGCAGCGACCCACAGAUGGUAGCUACGAUUGUAAUUUUGCAUUCAUGGCUAAGUUACUAAACCAGGACUGUGACAGUGCUGCUUUCACCGUCAUUACCAUUAUUUGUCUGCUGAUUGUUUUCUUUGUAUCGUUAACUUCAUUCUUGUUCUGGAAGAAACGCUAUGAUAAGAAACUCAAGCAGUCAGCGAAAAUUAUGAAAAACUUUGGCAUUGAUUUACUUUCGCCAUCGCGCAACAAGGGCAAUACGCUUGAUAAGUGGGAGGUGCCCAAAGAAAAUGUAGUGCUAAAUCGUCGCUUGGGUGAGGGUGCUUUCGGCACGGUGUAUGGUGGAGAGGCGCAGAUUGGUGCACGCGGCUGGACCGCAGUAGCGGUGAAAACUCUAAAGGCGGGCGCCUCCACCGAAGAUCGUCUGGACUUUUUGUCUGAGGCUGAAGCAAUGAAGCGUUUCGAUCAUAAUAAUAUUGUCAAACUGCUCGGAGUUUGCCUACAAACUGAACCAAUUUACACUAUCAUGGAGUUCAUGUUAUAUGGCGAUUUGAAGACCUACUUAUUAGCGCGCCGACAUUUGCUGAACGAAAAAGUCGCUGAGGAUUCAGAUGUCUCGUCGAAACGGCUAACUAUGUACGCCAUGGAUGUGGCACGUGGUCUGUCCUAUUUAGCUAGUCAAAAGUAUGUGCACCGCGAUGUUGCAUGCCGCAAUUGUCUGGUGAAUGCGCAACGUGUUAUUAAGCUGGGUGAUUUCGGUAUGGCGCGCUCCACCUAUGAAAGUGAUUAUUAUCGUUUCAAUCGGAAAGGCAUGUUGCCUGUACGCUGGAUGGCGCCAGAAUCACUAUCUCUUGGCAUGUUCACGCCAGCCUCUGAUGUGUGGGCCUUCGGUGUUGUACUAUAUGAAAUAAUUACCUUUGGCUCGUAUCCCUAUCAAGGUCUAACCAACAAUCAGGCAUUUGAUUUUAUUAAAAGUGGUAAAACAUUACAAAUACCUACUGGCGCAAGACCACCGCUAGAGGGUUUGCUGAAAGCAUGUUGGAAUCAAGAGCCUAAAAAACGACCCACUGCUGGGGAAGUAAUCGAUUAUAUCUCAAAUUAUCCACGUUUAUUAACACCAUGUCUGGACGUGCCAAGUGCAUCGGUAGAAAUGCCAGAAAUCGAUGAGUGUGAUGGCCUGGAACUCUUACCUAAACCACGCAAAAGUUCGCCGUUCAAACGUGACUCCACAUUGGAUAUCUUGUCGCAAACCAACGAAAUGGAGCAUUUUAAUCGCUCCAACGACUUAAUCGAAAACAUUGCACCGCCCAAACAUACGAAUAUAGACAUCCCUACAAGUUAUCCAUUGAAUGAGGUCUUGUCACCGCGUCUCAAUAACAAUACUAUUCAUAAUAGAGCGAUGUUCUUGGAUGAUUACCAAGCCACAACACCGGAUGGUUAUAGUAUAAUGUCGCCACUGUUUUCGCAUCGAAUUAGCGAAAGCUCGGACUCAUCGCAGGCGCGACUACUUAAAAAGUCAUCUUUGGAGACAUUGCAGCAAACAGAAUUCUGAGACUGUCUGGACUUUUCAAAGAAUUUCGAAUAAUGGUGAUAAUUUGUUGUGCACCUCAGCUGCAAACAAUAUACGAUUCCCGCCGUACAACUUGCCAUUUUGUUUGGCAAUCAAAACAAUUCCUUCUAAGCUCUAUACGAAACAUUUGUAAAUAUGCAUUUAAUUUUAGUUAACAUAAAUAUCAUUAAGCACAUAAGGCAAUCAAUAAGAACAUAACAAAUCAAUUAUACCAGUUGGAUAGAGAUUUUCGUUCAAGCACAUAUUUAUGUAUAUACAUACGCACUUACAUAACUUAAUAACCAAAAAAGUUUGCGAAAUUUUAGAUUAUUUUUGUCAUGUUGCAUUUCAGUGAAAAAAUUGAAUUUUCGAAUUUUCAGCUUCAA
Messenger RNA from Ceratitis capitata (Mediterranean fruit fly), 4456 nucleotides. RefSeq names its product retinal guanylyl cyclase 2. NCBI's taxonomy places the organism in Eukaryota, Metazoa, Arthropoda, Insecta, Diptera, Tephritidae. The record is from RefSeq and is a predicted model, not a curated record. Gene Ontology annotation, cellular component: signaling receptor complex. Gene Ontology annotation, molecular function: ATP binding; transmembrane receptor protein tyrosine kinase activity. The coding region runs from base 87 to 4073 and encodes 1328 amino acids. Gene Ontology annotation, biological process: multicellular organism development; positive regulation of kinase activity; protein phosphorylation. The transcript has 7 exons.